Molecule: messenger RNA, 1930 nt
Organism: Xenopus laevis (African clawed frog)
Lineage: Eukaryota; Metazoa; Chordata; Amphibia; Anura; Pipidae
Product: lamina-associated polypeptide 2-like
Exons: 2
Coding region: 470-1930 (486 amino acids)
Source: RefSeq, a predicted model, not a curated record
UUUAAUUAUUUUACACUAUUCUCUUAUGGAUUUCUCGUCUCAGACUUCCACUACCCCUAUACCUCUCUCAGAGUCGGUUGGGGCACUGAACAACUGGAUCAAAUUUUGGAUCCUGAUAUUCUCCACAGUAAAGUCUUACACAGACGACUACUGUGCUUGGCUCCCUAACCGCAUGUCUCCUCAGCUUCUCAGGUUAGCGGUUCAGCGGGUAGCAUCCCAGAAGUGUACGGAGCUUACACAGCUACCGCACUUCCGGUUUUCUUCUUCCUCACUGCAGGUAGCAGUUUCAGACUAACCGCGCGGGUCUGUGCAUUGGCGCCAAAUCUGACGUACAUUGCGUACGCUACUACGCGGCCGCCAUUUUGUUUCUUUAGCGUGUCGGCAGCAGGCGCUCCCGCAGAAGACACGGACAGCGGUUUAGCUACAGCGAUCAUUCAGGACGGCUUACUCAGCUUGUAGAUACAGUAUCAUGGACACUGAAGGUGUACUAGAAGACCUCAGAAAAGAUAUGUCUAGUGCCAUCUCUACACCAAAGGCCAAAAAGGCCACAGGCAAACGAACCCAUACCCAAUUCAAAAAGUGCAAGAAAUGUAAACAUACAUUACGCAAAGGGGAAGAUAGCAUAUGUCUGGACUGUGCAGAUCCACUUGAUUCAGCGCCAGUCUUAUCACCUCACCCAAUUCUGUCCCAGGAUAUUGAGGAGACUCCUCAAAUAAAUGCAGCACCACAACAAAAUCCUUCAACUUCAUCUAAAACACCUCAAAUCGAAGAAUUAUUUGACUGGAUUAAGUCCACUAUUCAAUCGUCAGUCAAUAAAAUACCGCCUCACGGUAAGAAAAGGAAACCCCAACUACGGUUAGACACGGAGUCUUCAGAUUCCAGUACUAACAGUGAUCAGGAUAGUGACCCAGAACCAGGGGAACUUUCUGUUAGCGAAGUGUCUUCGGACGAAUCAGACAAUGAGCAUCAAUAUCGCUCUAUUGCAGGCCCUGACAUAGCCAAACGCUUAUUACGGGAAAUGCUAGCCACUUUAGAAAUCAAAGAUGAGACCACUGCUACUUCCAAAGCUGACAAGGUCUUAGGAGUGCAACCCAAAAAAUCUAGAGUUUUUCCUGUGUUUAGAUCUGUAGCACAGAUUAUUGACAACGAGUGGUCAAAACCUGAUCACAGACUCACGCUCACACAGCGCUUCCUUAGCACCUACCCUAUCCCUGCGGAUCACCAAAAGGUCUGGGAUAGGGCACCCAAGGUAGAUUCAGCAAUUGCCAGAUUAUCCAAAAAUACCACACUACCUACUGAAGAUGCUGCUUUUAAGGAUCCGAUGGAUAAGAAGAUGGAAGCUUCCCUGAGGAAAGGCUACACACACGCCACAGCUAUCCUCCGACCAGCGGUAGCUUCAGCUGGUUUAGCACGUACAGCUCGUUUCUGGUGUCAGGAGCUACUACACAAGCCCUUACCACCUGAGGAGUUACAGGAGGAACUACAACGUCUUAGUUCCGCUUUGGCCUUUUUAUCUGACGCAGCUAUGGAUACAGUAAAACUGGCAGCCAAAACUAGUGUCGACACAACAGUUGCCAGAAGAGCACUUUGGUUGCGACAAUGGACUGGAGAUACAGCGUCCAAAACCAGGUUGAUUAAUCUCAAGUAUACGGGUGAUACGCUUUUUGGACCCGAUUUAAAGCAAAUUAUAACAGAAGUUACGGGGGGCAAAAGCACCUUCUUACCGUCAGGUAAACGGCCUAGACAAGAAUCUUCCAGUAGGCCAUAUAAUAGACAAUGGAACUCCCAAAACCGUUCCUUUCGACCCUUUCGUAACUCCAAUUUUCGGUCCUCGCAAACCGGUACGGACUCGAAGAAGGGCAGACCCGCUUGGUCUAACCAACCACGGCAGCAUCGGAAACCAGGUCCCCCCAAGACCACUUCCACCUGA